Messenger RNA from Capronia epimyces CBS 606.96, 372 nucleotides. RefSeq names its product V-type proton ATPase subunit F. NCBI's taxonomy places the organism in Eukaryota, Fungi, Ascomycota, Eurotiomycetes, Chaetothyriales, Herpotrichiellaceae. Gene Ontology annotation, biological process: proton transmembrane transport. Gene Ontology annotation, molecular function: proton-transporting ATPase activity, rotational mechanism. Bases 1 to 372 code for a protein of 123 amino acids. The transcript is spliced from 4 exons. Gene Ontology annotation, cellular component: proton-transporting V-type ATPase, V1 domain; fungal-type vacuole membrane. The record is from RefSeq and is a predicted model, not a curated record.
AUGGCGGCCCCAGCGGCGUACAAGGACCGACAAUUCCUCGCCGUCAUAGGAGACGAAGAUUCCGUGACAGGCCUUCUUCUCGCAGGCAUUGGCCAUGUCACAGACCCUCCCGACUCGCAGAAGAAUUUCCUCGUGUGUGAUUCAAAGACCGAAAAGUCUGAAAUCGAGAAGGCAUUCAACAGCUUUACAAAAGAACGGAAGGAUAUUGGCAUUGUCUUAAUAAACCAACAUAUCGCGGAGCAGAUACGAGAUACUGUCGACAAGUUCCGAGAUGCGUUUCCAGCGGUUCUCGAGAUCCCCAGCAAAGAUCAUCCUUAUGAUCCAGAGAAAGACAGCGUUUUGAGGAGAGUACGGAGGCUUUUUGGCGAAUAG